ACAGAAAUGGCGGCUUUGUUUAUACUUGUAGUUAAUUGUUAGAAAAAUGUACUCCUCAGAACCUUCAGGUAGUUAUCGUCCUUCUGCAAAGGAGAAAUUUAACUUUUACAACACUUUAGCGAUUUUGUUAAAAGCAGUAGAAGGUCAAAAGACAACAAUCGAUUUACGAAAUGAAUCGUCUAUCACUGGAACAGUAGAUCAUGCUGACGGAUACAUGAAUGUUGAGAUGAAGGACUGUAUUUUUACUGAUUCUCGAGGAGACACAUUUAAGUUUGAAUUAUUUUUCGUACAAGCACGAAAUAUUCGUUUUGUUCACAUACCUCCUCACAUACCUAUAAUACCAGCUAUUAAGGAUCAGCUGCAAAAAGUGUCUGGGCAUCUGGUCAAAGAGCGAAGUACAAAAAUUACACACAGAGAAUCGAGAACUUUGCUUUCUCAACGUGAAGGAAUAGCUGCUGUAAAACAAAUUUUAGAAGAGAGAAAAAAUAGUGCAGUAGAGAGUACAUCUGAGUCGAGUUAGAAUAUAAAAGUAUUAUAUACAGUAUGAUAGGAUAUUUUCAUCGAAUUAGAAUAUAAGGAUAGAUAGAAGGUUUUUUUUACUUGCGUUCGCAAAUAAUUUUUUUCUUAUAGAAUUAUCAAAAAGACGUUAGAAAUAUUUAUUUUGUUAUAAAAAUGUUAACUCUCUUCGUACAAAAAUAAAUAAGGUUUCCAUCUAACAAACUCUCUUUUGCAAGAUUAUACCUCAAAAAAAUUUCUCAUGCAUAUAAGUCUUCGAAGUUUGUAUGACUAUAUAUUUUAUAAUAAACUACUACAGCUUCGAAAAAAAAAGUUUUUGUCGCAAA
Molecule: messenger RNA, 842 nt
Organism: Leptopilina boulardi
Lineage: Eukaryota; Metazoa; Arthropoda; Insecta; Hymenoptera; Figitidae
Gene: Lsm10
Product: U7 snRNA-associated Sm-like protein LSm10
Exons: 3
Coding region: 47-520 (157 amino acids)
Biological process (GO): mRNA 3'-end processing by stem-loop binding and cleavage
Cellular component (GO): nuclear body; cytoplasmic U snRNP body
Molecular function (GO): U7 snRNA binding; histone pre-mRNA DCP binding
Source: RefSeq, a predicted model, not a curated record